GAAAUCGCCCGUCUCCUGGCCCUGGAGGAAGCCACGCUCAGUACCGACCUGCAGCAGGGCUACGCUCUCAAGAGCAUCACCGGCCUCCUGUCCUCCUUUGUGGAAGUUGAGUCCAUCAAGCGCCACUUCAAGAGCCGGCUGGUGGGGACGGUGCUGAACGGCUACCUCUGCUUGCGGAAACUGGUGGUGCAGCGCACCAAGCUGAUCGACGAGACCCAGGACAUGUUGCUGGAGAUGCUGGAAGACAUGACCACAGGUAGACGGCGUGGGUGGGGGAGAGCCACCAUUGGCUUGGUUCAGCCUACGCCACCCUUGCUGGGCUCGGCCAGGGAGGGAAGAAGAAACAGGAGUCUGCCUAAGGAGCAAUGUUCUCUCUACUUGAGAUAG
This is a messenger RNA of Notechis scutatus (mainland tiger snake), 387 nucleotides long. The record is from RefSeq and is a predicted model, not a curated record. Lineage: Eukaryota; Metazoa; Chordata; Lepidosauria; Squamata; Elapidae.